AUGGAAAUCACCUUUAAAAGUUCUGAUACGGAAAUCGCCUUUAAAAGUCCUGAUACCGAAAUUGCCUUUAAAAGUUCUGAUAUGGAAAUCACCUUUAAAAGUCCUGAUACGGAAAUUGCCUUUAAAAGUUCUGAUACGGAAAUCACCUUUAAAAGUUCUGAUACGGAAAUCACAAUUAAAAGUUCUGAUACGGAAAUCACCUUUAAAAGUCCUGAUACGGAAAUUGCCUUUAAAAGUUCUGAUACGGAAAUCACCUUUAAAAGUUCUGAUAUGGAAAUCACCUUUAAAAGUUCUGAUAUGGAAAUCACCUUUAAAAUCCUGAUACGGAAAUUGCCUUUAAAAGUUCUGAUACGGAAAUCACCUUUAAAAGUUCUGAUAUGGAAAUCACCUUUAAAAGUCCUGCAACAGAAAUCUCCUUUUAAAGUCCUGCAAUGGAAAUCACCUUUAAAAGUUCUGAUACGGAAAUCGCCUUUAAAUGUCCUGAUACGGAAAUCGCCUUUAAAAGUCCUGAUACGGAAAUUGCCUUUUAGUCCUGAUACGGAAAUUGCCUUUAAAAGUUCUGAUACAGAAAUCACCUUUAAAAGUCCUGAUACAGAAAUUGCCUUUAAAAGUUCUGAUACAGAAACCACCUUUAAAAGUCCUAAUUUAGAAAUCGCCUUUAAAAGUCCUGAUUUGGAAAUCGCCUUUAAAAGUUCUGAUACGGAAAUCACCUUUAAAAGUCCUGAUACGGAAAUCGCCUUUGAAAGUCCUGAUACGGAAAUUGCCUUUGAAAGUGCUGAUACGGAAAUCGCCUUUAAAAGUCCUGAUUUGGAAAUUGCCUUUAAAAGUCCUGCAACGGAAAUCGCCUUUAAAAGUCCUGAUUUUGAAAUUGCCUUUAAAAGUCCUGAUACAGAAAUCGCCUUUAACAGUCCUGCAACAGAAAUCACCUUUAAAAGUCCUGAUUUGGAAAUUGCCUUUAAAAGUCCUUAUAUGGAUAUCGCCUUUAAAAGUCCUGAUUUGGAAAUUGCCAUAAAAGUCCUGCAACGGAAAUCACCUUAA
Ylistrum balloti is the source of this 1038-nucleotide messenger RNA. RefSeq lists its product as uncharacterized. Lineage: Eukaryota; Metazoa; Mollusca; Bivalvia; Pectinida; Pectinidae. The transcript is spliced from 2 exons. The record is from RefSeq and is a predicted model, not a curated record. The coding region runs from base 1 to 1038 and encodes 345 amino acids.